Osmerus eperlanus (European smelt) is the source of this 1779-nucleotide messenger RNA. It is a transcript of the gene rgl1, whose product is annotated as ral guanine nucleotide dissociation stimulator-like 1. Gene Ontology annotation, molecular function: guanyl-nucleotide exchange factor activity. The transcript is spliced from 12 exons. Gene Ontology annotation, biological process: positive regulation of GTPase activity; Ras protein signal transduction. NCBI's taxonomy places the organism in Eukaryota, Metazoa, Chordata, Actinopteri, Osmeriformes, Osmeridae. The record is from RefSeq and is a predicted model, not a curated record. The annotation marks the transcript as partial. Gene Ontology annotation, cellular component: plasma membrane.
CUCCUGUUUAAGAAGGUAGUUCCUCAUCACUGUCUGGGCUCUGUGUGGUCUCAGAGGGACAAGAAGCAGAACAAGCACGUGGCUUCCAGCGUGCGCGCCACCAUCACGCAGUUCAACGGCGUAGCGGCGUGCGUGGUGAGCACGGUUCUCUCCCAGCGCCCCCUGCGACCCCACCUCCGCGCUCGCAUCAUCCAGCGCUGGGUGGACAUCGCUCAGGAGUGUCGUAUCUUUAAGAACUUCUCGUCUCUGCAUGCCAUCGUCUCAGCGCUGCAGUCCAACCCCCUGUACCGCCUCAAGAGGGCCUGGGCCUGUGUGCACAAAGACAGCAUGCAGACGUUUGAGGAGCUGUCAGGCAUCUUCUCAGACCACAACAACUAUCUGACGAGUCGAGAGCUGCUCAUGAGGGAGGGCACCUCUAAGUUCGCCAGUCUGGACAGCGGGGCCAAGGAGCACCACAAGCGCACCCACAAGAGACUACAGCUUCAGAAGGACAUGGGGGCCAUGCAGGGAACCAUCCCCUACCUGGGGACAUUCUUGACAGACCUCACCAUGCUGGACACCGCCCUGCCUGACCUGGUGGAGGGAGGCCUCAUCAACUUUGAGAAGAGACGUAGAGAGUUUGAGGUGAUUGCCCAGAUCAAGCUGCUGCAGUCAGCCUGCAACAGCUACUGCCUGGCCCCAGACCCCGCCUUCUUACACUGGUUCAGGAACCAGCCCCAGUACAGCGAAGAGGAGAGCUAUGCCCUGUCGUGUGACAUCGAAGGGCUGGGAGACAGCAGCCCUUCCUCCCCCAAACCUCCCAAGAGCAUGGUGAAGAGACUGAGUCUCUUGUUCCUAGGAGCAGACUCCUGCAGCCCGCUCAGGGAGGCCCGCUCGCCCCCUGCUGGCAGCUCAGGGGAGAGCAUGGACUCAGUCAGCCUGUCUUCCAGUGACUCCAGCCCCUCGGACGGAGACACACACAACGCGGACGCCCUCACACACACCCCGGAUGCUCCGCGCAGCAAGCUUUCAGAGUCCUUCUCCUGCAACUCCCUCCAUUCCAUGGACACCACCUCCUCCUCGUCUGCCGCCCCUGCCUCCCCCUCCCUCACCCCUCUCUCCCCCGCUUCCCCCUCCCUCCCCGCCUCCCCCUCCCUCCCCCCCUGCAGCCACCGGCGCUCCAUGUCCCUCACCCCUCUCUCCCCUGCCUCCCCCUCCCUCCCCCCGGCCUACAACACCCAGGCACAGGACGCCUGUGUCAUCAGGGUGAGCCUGCCGCACGGCAACGGCAACCUCUACAAGAGCAUCCUGCUGACCAGUCAGGAUAAGACUCCAGCUGUGGUUGCCAGGGCGAUAGCCAAGCACAACCUGGAGGUGGAGGCAGAGGAAGGAUACGAGCUGGUCCAGGUCAUAUCUGAGGAGAGAGAGCUGGUGAUCCCAGACAACGCUAACGUGUUCUACGCCAUGAACACGUCUGUUAACUUUGACUUCCUGUUGCGUGGGCGUGGCUCGUCGUCGCGUCCAGUUCAGAUGAGAUGUCGCUCCACCCUCCCCCGUGCCCAGCAGCGCUCCAGCCUAUCACAGCGCCUCAGCAAGGUCACCCUGUGACCAGCCAGCCUAUCACAGCGCCUCAGCAAGGUCACCCUGUGACCAGCCAGCCUAUCACAGCGCCUCAGCAAGGUCACCCUGUGACCAGCCAGCCUAUCACAGCGCCUCAGCAAGGUCACCCUGUGACCAGCCAGCCUAUCACAGCGCCUCAGCAAGGUCACCCUGUGACCAGCCAGCCUAUCACAGCGCCUC